UCAUAUAUAGAAAUCUAGCGUUUAGGCUAACUACUUCUUGUUUCCUCUGUUUUCUUUUAGUAUAUAGUCUGGUCUAGAAACAAGUGAGGGGCCAAAGCAAGAUUGGGUUUUUGAGUUGGGUCUCAGAAGAAGAUGAAGUUAGUUUUGAUGGACAAAUAGAAUUUUCUUAGUUGGGUGCAAGAUUUGUGCCAGAUUGAGUCCUUUUGCAGCUCCUGCUGCAUCUGGUACUAAUUCAGAGACAUUAGUGCAGAGUAUGCAAACAUAAUACCAAUCGUUCCAUAAGGCACUAUCGGAGCCCACUAUUAAGUCCAAGCAAUCACAUUUUGUUCCCUACUGAUGAUUGAGUCUAAUACAUCGGAUGAAAUAAGGCUGGAUAAACUCAUUUAGGUGUGAGAUUUCAACUCAAAAGGCCUCGGUACAACUAAUACCGAACCAUACCUAUAGCUUGUAUGGGGCUAUACAAUUCCAACAUUAUAGAUUUAAACGAUUCUCUAUUAUGAUUAUACUGUGGUCUCCUAAACUUUGACCUAUACCAAACAUUUUCUUACUCUUACUCCUAUUUCAUCCAAAUUCCUUUCACAUAGCCAUGGAAAACCCAUGCGGCAUUCCAUUGGAAACUUCAAUUUUGGUUCUUCUGGUCUUUUGAUAUCAUCUUCCCCAUUAGCCAGGCUGGCCAUUUCCAUGCCAAAACAAAACCAAAUGAUUCAUACCACGUGUUAUCUAUGCUGCUAUGACAUUUACUAGAAUGACCUUCUCUGAAUUUAGAAACUUGUCUUUUGGACUAGUCACAACGCACAGAAAAUUCCCUAGGAACAAGUCAAAGAAAUUAAUUUCCGUGUUUGAUGUUUGUUGAAUGAAAUCACACAAGCAUGCAUGUUUCAUACAUUAAACUAUUAAAAGGUAGUAGGUCCAUUUAAUGAAUUCUUGAUCAAGAUUCUUCUUUCAUAAUAUUACCUUUAUAAUAGCUAUAGUUCGUCAAUAAAACAAAGCUUUCAUUUCAUGUGCGCGGUGGUUGUGCCUUUUUUUAUUAAAUAUAUAGUAUUGUAGGGACUGAAAAUGUCUUAUUCCAUUUGCAUGUGCUAUCAUGAAUACUUUGUACAUAAUUCAUGUAUUGAAAUUAGGAAUUUUUAGUGAAGGUUUCACUAGUGUAGUGGUUUGAAGUAAUUGUUAUUCGAAGAAACAUUCUAAAUUCGAGUCGUAGUACCCGUAUAGUGUAUGUGAGUUUAGCAUAUUAUUAUUCCUCUGAACAAAAAAAUCUUUAAAAAAUAUUAAAGAAUCUUCAAAUGGAAGUAAGUUAUAAUAAUUUCUGCCUCGGAAAAAGGUGCUCUAUAAUUUGAUAUAUUUACCUGAGAAAAAGUAUAUUUACCCGAGAAAAAGUUGUGGGGUAGUAGAAGUUUUCUGCCUAAGAAAAACUUGCCCAAAAAUUGUAUGAGAUUUUCUUCUUUUCACAUUCAAGGCCCUCCUCCAAUUCAUCAACUACCCUUUCGAAAAAUUGCUAGUUUGGAGCUCACACUGUUUGACUAUACCUUUGAAGUUGACCAGGAGUCUUACUAACUCUAAUAAAUAAAUAAUAAAUAAUCAUUUUAAUUCCUUAAAUUACGAAAAUACCCAUAAAUUAUUGAACAGAAAAAACUCAUUAAAGCAAAAAAGAUAACAUAUUUGGUCAGCAGCCUCCAAAAUAUUCAAAAGCUGUGUGCACUGUCCCCCCACAACAGUCAACGAACGCCGCCCAUAUGAUCAAACCAAAACCUCAUUGCAUUUCAUCACUCAACUCUCUAAGCCACUUCCCGCCUCGCCCACCCCACACCCAAACGCCGUUGUUUUCCCGCCCCUUCCCCAAUGCACCCACUCUUCCUCCUCCUCCUCCUCCUCUUCUUCUUCUACUCCUUCGAGGUUACGACGUCGUUUCCCUCGAAUGCGAACCUCUCCAACUGCUCCCGGGUCUUCGACUGCGGCCGCUCCGAAACCUUUCGUACCCGUUCACCGGCGGGUCUCGCUCGGCCUACUGCGGGCCGCCGGAGUUCCAUAUCAACUGCGUCAACGACUCGCCGGAGCUGACCAUCUCGUCGCUGAGUUACCGAGUUCUCCAACUCGACCCGGUUCGUCGGAAUCUGAAGCUGGCCCGCUCAGACCUCUGGACCUCGACCUGCACAGACAAGGUCUUCAACUCAACUAUGAAACCCGAGUUCUUCGCCUACAACGAGAGCGACGACAUUUACGUGUCCAUUUUCUACGGCUGUAAUUCGACGAUCACUACGCCGAAGCUCUCGAAUUGGUUCCACUGCAACAACAGUCUGGCUUUCCAAGACUCUUACUACUUGCUCGGGCCGGUCCCGCUCGACCCGAUUAUGAGCACUUUCAAGUGUGAGAUUGGAAUUACGGUGCCGAUUCUCAAAACCACGGCGGCGAAGCUCGUCGCCAAUCGGUCGCUGUUUCAGGAAGCGAUCAAUGAAGGCUUCACUGUUAACUAUACCAACCCUUAUGAUAAUCAAUGCGCUCAGUGUCUUGGUGUAAAUGGCCUGUGUGGGUUUGACUCGGAUUCGAGCGAACCCGUUUGCAUUUGCGGCAAUCGGGUUUGUGACCCAGCAGGAAAAAAGAAGGAAAUAGCAAUAGGUCUUGCUGUAGGAGGUGCAAUCCUUUUUGGCAUUUUCAUAGGAUUCUAUAUAUAUUCUUUCAUACAAAAAAAGAAGAAGAAACUUGCUGCACUAGCUCAAAGCAAAGAGAUUCCGACACCCCUCACGAGCAAAAGCGUUGCUACUCCCUCAACUAAUCUCUCUCAAUCUCAAAGCAUCCCUUCUUAUCCUUCCUUUACUUCAAAGUCAGACUACGAUAAGGGGAGCACUUACUUUGGAGUUCAGGUCUUCAGCUAUACUGAAUUAGAGGAAGCCACUGAAAAUUUCAAUCCUGCUAAAGAACUUGGAGAUGGAGGAUUUGGCACUGUUUACUAUGGUAAGCUACAGGAUGGCCGUGUAGUUGCAGUGAAGCGCCUUUACGAGAACAAUUUCAAACGUGUGGAGCAGUUUAUGAAUGAGGUCGAGAUCUUAACUCGUCUCGAACACCGGAACCUUGUCAAGCUGUACGGAUGCACCUCAAGACGCAGCCGAGAACUCCUCCUUGUUUACGAGUAUAUUCCUAAUGGAACAGUGGCUGACCAUCUCCAUGGGAAAAGAGUCGAAUCCGGGUUUCUUAGUUGGCCUGUUCGAUUGAGCAUCGCCAUAGAGACAGCUGAUGCACUGGCUUUCCUUCACCGCAAUGAUGUAAUACACCGUGAUGUCAAGACCAACAAUAUUCUCAUAGACAACGACUUUUGUGUGAAGGUCGCUGAUUUUGGGCUGUCCAGAUUGUUCCCCAACGAUGUCACGCAUGUUUCAACUGCUCCACAAGGGACCCCCGGCUAUGUUGAUCCUGAGUAUUACCAAUGCUAUCAACUCACGGACAAGAGUGAUGUAUAUAGCUUUGGUGUGGUCUUGAUCGAGCUCAUAUCAUCAUUACAAGCAGUGGAUACCAAUAGGCACCGGCAUGAUAUAAAUUUGGCCAACAUGGCUAUCAACAAAAUUCAAAAUCAUUUAGUGAAUGAGUUGGUUGAUCCUCUGCUUGAGUUCGAAACGAACCAUGUUGUUAGGAGGAUGGCAACAGCAGUGGCAGAAUUGGCCUUCCGAUGUUUGCAACAGGAGAGGGACAUGAGGCCAACCAUGGACGAAGUGUUAGAUGGUUUGAGAGCAAUCCAGAAUGAAGAUCUUGGUUCAGAAGACGGUCAAGCAGUUGUGCUGGAUAUCGGGGCAGAUGACGUUGGACUCUUGAGGAACAUGCCUCCCCCACUCUCACCAGACUCAGCUGGAACUGAUAAAUUGGUUUAUAAGAGGUGGGACAAAACUAUUUAACCCAACUGGUGAUGGUGGAAGCUCAGACUCAGAGUUCAACAAAAUCUCAUGGUGGAUUGAUUUUGUAACUUUUAAGUUGUAAAUGCAGGAAAGCACCAUUGUCGUGCGCGGAUGGUGGACUAACUUUUGGUACAAUACUUUCUUCGCUACAAGGUGCGGCAGAGAUGGCCUUUGUUGUCAUGUCACUACGAUAUUUUGGGUUUUGGUUUUGCCUUUUUUCUUCUUCUAUACAAUUAUGUAUAAUUAUACAUUUAUAUAUGCACAAUCAACUUACAAUUGUUUGAGUAUAUCUAUUUGAAUAAAGCAACCAAAAAAAAAAAAAUCAUGUAAAUAUGCAAUUAUAUUUUAUCUUUGUAUAGGCAA
This is a messenger RNA of Prunus persica (peach), 4244 nucleotides long. RefSeq names its product LEAF RUST 10 DISEASE-RESISTANCE LOCUS RECEPTOR-LIKE PROTEIN KINASE-like 1.4. The record is from RefSeq and is a predicted model, not a curated record. Gene Ontology annotation, molecular function: ATP binding; polysaccharide binding; protein kinase activity. Gene Ontology annotation, biological process: protein phosphorylation. Lineage: Eukaryota; Viridiplantae; Streptophyta; Magnoliopsida; Rosales; Rosaceae.